Staurois parvus is the source of this 814-nucleotide messenger RNA. The record is from the annotation of a GenBank genome assembly. NCBI's taxonomy places the organism in Eukaryota, Metazoa, Chordata, Amphibia, Anura, Ranidae.
AUGUACAUCAGGAAGCCCUCACGGAGCCAACAAAUUAUGUCACCUAGCCCCAAACCCAAGAAAAACCGUAAUGGUUAAAAGAAAGAAAAUGCGCACAGAAAAAGAGGAGGGCUCCACAGAGAAAAUGUUAAACAUUCCUCAUAUUACAUACGAUCAUGUGGCAGAUGAUCGAAAAAAUGACUACGCAAUGGAAGCCUAUGAGAAUACAGUAACAAAAAAGAGCUUUGGACUGCUGGAUGUCGGAACUGGACCUUUCAUCAGAACAAGCAGUUUCACGGAUGAUCUAGACAUGGAAGCAGACACGUUACUAACCCCGAUAACUCAUAUCUCUGAGCUACGGGAACACCAUCGAGCAGCGGUAAAAGUCAUCCGUAGAAUGCAGUACUUUGUGGCCAAGAAAAAAUUUCAGCAAGCCAGGAAACCCUAUGAUGUACGGGACGUCAUUGAACAGUACUCACAAGGUCAUCUUAAUCUGAUGGUCAGGAUCAAGGAGCUGCAGAGAAGACUUGACCAGUCCUUGGGGAAACCUUCACUAUUUCUGUCUGGGUCAGAUAAAGUGAAAGAUCGUGGUAAUAAUACUAUUGGAUCCAGAUUAAACCGUGUGGAAGAUAAGGUGACCCAGAUGGACCAUAAACUGAAUCUCAUAACUGACAUGCUUCACCAUCUCGUUGCCGGUCAACAGGGAGGUCAACCAACAAGCCGAUCGCCUCACAGAAGUAAUUCCCUAAAUAAUGGAAACAACCUGUCGAGUAACACCCUUCCUACCUAUGAGCAGCUAACUGUGCCAAGACGAGCUCAGGAGCAUAUUUCCUGA